Vespa velutina is the source of this 636-nucleotide messenger RNA. RefSeq names its product histone acetyltransferase KAT6B-like. Bases 51 to 566 code for a protein of 171 amino acids. The record is from RefSeq and is a predicted model, not a curated record. The transcript is spliced from 3 exons. Lineage: Eukaryota; Metazoa; Arthropoda; Insecta; Hymenoptera; Vespidae.
UCGAACGGAGGAUGUCGUCAGGCCGGCCGUCCACGUAAAAAGCACAAGACAUGCAUUUCAUUUGCCGCUCGUGUCGAGCCCCUGUUCUUCUUUACGUCCCGCCGAUUCCGAGCGAAGCGGCGAGCUCUCUUGGAUCUGAGAAUGGGCCAGGACUGGGACCAAAGACUCAGACCGAAAAGCGAAUCACUAUGUCACGAUCGUAUUGCGUAAGGGUGAGCUCGCGCGUAUCUUCUGAAAAUCAUUACAGAAAAGUUUUUCAUCCUCUUCCGAUUAUAUCCUCGACGAAAAAUCUCAAAACGUACAUGGCUCGUACCGUACCAUUUUUCAUCUUCUUUUUGUUUCUUCGGCGAGAACGAACGAAGAGAUUCGUUCGAAGGUCACGCGUGGACUCGUCGUCGUCCUUAUCGUACGGCAAGUUCAGCAAACAAGAAGAAGAAGAAGAAGAAGAAGAAGAAGAAGAAGAAGAAGAAGAAGAGAGAAGAAGGAAAGGAUGCUGGGGAUCCUUUCGUUUGAGCUAUCACCUCGAGAUCGUUCGUGGUAUGCGCUACCUAAAAGCACGUUCUUAAUUCAUGGCGAUCGCUCAACGUUGCAACGCGCCGUCGAAAUAAUAAAUAUUACGCCUUACUGAGAGUAGCA